AAGAACUGGCGGUAAAAAGCUGAAAUAACGAUUGUUUACCUCGUGAAUCGUACUGUGGAGGUUUCAAACAUUAUAAGAAGUGUUCUUGGGCUUGUUUGGGUGCCCUGACGUGUUUAAAACGUCGUAAGUUGAGCGGUUUUGAGCCCGGAAGAUUAUCUCGCCAGGCCAGGGCGCUACCACUGACUAUGGUUCCCACCCCGCCAAAGCAGAAGGAGAAGAAGCUGAGCCCGUCCCCGGGAGGACCCGAGCCUGCCGCCGAGCCCGUCCAGGGGACCGCAGUGAUCGUGAUCCACCCGGGAUCAUCCUUCCUACGGAUUGGUCGAGCCUCCGACACAUUCCCGCAUGUUGUACCGCAGGUCAUCGCUAGGCGGCGCCGGAACCCGGACACCGCGGGAAAACACGAGGACAGGACGCUUCUCCGGCACGAGGCUUGCCAAGCUGAGAGCAGAGCACUACACGAGCAAGGUUUAAGAGGAGUGCAGCAGGCUCUGCUGUCAAUCACCACGUCGUCAGGGCAACACAGACUGGCCCCGCCCACAGAACAGCUGGCAGCCCACAAUGCACAGGUGACUCCCCACAUAGAGGAGACGUCAGACCUGGAGUGGACAGACACAAGCUCCAAACCUGAGUAUCUAGUAGGACAGGAGGUACUGUACCUGCACCCUUCUGAGUGCUAUAACAUCCACUGGCCGAUGUCAUGUGGUCAACUCCACCUACAUAGCGGCCCAGGAGGGUCUCUCACUGCAGUUCUGGCUGACCUGGAGACCAUAUGGACAACAGCCAUCGAGAACUUUCUGGACAUUCCUAUCAAGGACCUCAAACACUACAGAUGCAUCCUGCUCGUCCCUGACAUCUACAACAGACAACACAUCAAGGAACUGAUCAACCUGCUGCUGGACAGGCUGGGCUUCUCUGCUGCUAUCGCUCAUCAGGAGUCGGUGUGUGCGACCUUCGGCAGUGGGGUGGCCAGCGCCUGUGUGGUGGAUGUCGGAGACCAAAAGACAGCCGUGUGCUGCGUGGAAGACGGACUGUCUCACAGAAACUCCAGAUAUUUCUUGCCAUUUCAGGACAUGUUUGGUGCCCGCUGUCAGGACGUCCAUGUGCAGAGGCCGGACACGUUCAGUCGGCGGUACCAGGUCCGGUUAGGGGAGGAGACUAUCCAGUGUAACCCAUGGACACAGAGCACACAGCAGCAGGUAGCCAUAGCAGUAGCUGAGAAGAAAGCCAAGUCGAGUGGUGUGGCCAAAGCAGUAGCAGAGAAGAAAGCCAAGGCCAGCAGUAAGCAGGACCAUGGACCGGACGGAGACAAAACUGCGCCAGACUCCAAACCUACAUCGCAGGGGGGUGGCGAGGCUACCGUCUGCCUCCCGAGGGGGUCGGAGCCUGCCCCCCUCAAGCUGAUGGGGGUAGACCAGGCCAUUCUGCACAGUAUAGAGUGUUGUGCUUCCGAUGAGACCAAGAAGAAGAUGUUCUCCUGCAUCCUGGUGGUGGGAGGGGGGAUGAAGUUUCCGGGGGCGCAGAAUUUCCUGCUACACAGGGUCAGGUCACAGCUUCCGGCAAAGUACCGCAACAUCGCCGACACCAUGGAGGUCAUCACAAGGCCAAAGGACCAGGACCCCCAGAUGGUUUGCUGGAAGGGAGCAGCAGUGUUAGCCUGUCUGGACACGACACAGGAGCUGUGGGUCGGGCAGCGCGAGUGGAGAAAGUUCGGCAUCAGGAUACUCAGGGAGAGGUCGCCGUUCGUCUGGUAGCCAAUGAGAACGUGUCGGUGUUUGUCUGGUAGCCAAUGGAAAGUUGUCGUCAUUCAACUGGUAGCCAGGGGAAACAUGUCGGUUUUCGUCAGGUAGCCAACGGGAAUGUGUCGCUGUUCGUCUGGUAGCCAACAGAAGGUUGUCGUCAUUCAACUGGUAGCCAGCGGAAACAUGUCGGUUUUCGUCUGGUAGCCAACGGGAAAUGGUCAUCUUCCGUCUGGUAGCCAAUGGAAAAGAGCUGUUAUUAACGUCUGGUAGCCAACGAGAAGUGGUCACCAUUUGUCUGGUGGCCAAAAUGAACAUGUAUAUAAAAGUAAUCGAAUAGAACAAUGUUUACAACAAAGACAGAGGCAUGGCUGGAAGUGAAUCUUUUGGUAGAUAUCACGUACACACACAGUGCUUCUGGAAGCUGUCUAUUGAUGACAGGGUAUAUACCGAACAGCACCUAACAUUUGCACAUCUAGUUGUAAAGCCCC
This is a messenger RNA of Branchiostoma floridae (Florida lancelet), 2227 nucleotides long. Its product is annotated as actin-related protein 8-like. Bases 186 to 1751 code for a protein of 521 amino acids. Lineage: Eukaryota; Metazoa; Chordata; Leptocardii; Amphioxiformes; Branchiostomatidae. The record is from RefSeq and is a predicted model, not a curated record. Gene Ontology annotation, cellular component: Ino80 complex. The transcript is spliced from 15 exons. Gene Ontology annotation, biological process: double-strand break repair; regulation of DNA-templated transcription.